CUUGAUGUAACAGCCUGUCAGAAUGGGUGGGCACGAUAUGGACGUACAUGCUCCAAGGUUUUUAACAGUCCAUUAUCCUGGAGUGAUGCAGAGGCAACAUGCUUGACCUAUGGUGGGAACCUUGCCUCUGUACACAGUACAUUGGAGUAUGCAUUCAUAAAGCGCAUGAUCUCAAGUUCGAACUCUUACUGGAUAGGAGGCUAUGAUGCUGUUUCAGAGGGAAAGUGGUUCUGGAGUGAUGGGUCCAAAAUGAAUUUCAAACUUUGGAACCCUAAAGAACCCAACAACCUACAGCGUAAUGAGCACUGCAUUCAGAUGAACUUUGGAGCUGCAGGAAAUUGGAAUGACCAAAACUGCUCAAACAAGUUACCAUUUGUGUGUUCCAUUUCUCACUGAUCUCUUUCCCUAGACACCCUAUUAAAUCAGAAGUGGUGUGCCUGUUCAAUCUUAUUCUGUUAUUGUUUCAAACAUUUUGCAAUUUUGAUGCCUCUGUGUCAAACAUCUUUCUUUCUAUAACUAAAUAAAGCAAAAUGCAUUCA
Carassius carassius (crucian carp) is the source of this 539-nucleotide messenger RNA. RefSeq names its product galactose-specific lectin nattectin-like. Gene Ontology annotation, molecular function: signaling receptor activity. The annotation marks the transcript as partial. The transcript is spliced from 4 exons. Lineage: Eukaryota; Metazoa; Chordata; Actinopteri; Cypriniformes; Cyprinidae. The record is from RefSeq and is a predicted model, not a curated record.